AUGCGGCGGCUCCGCGGGCAGCCCGGCGCGCUCUCCUGCCGAAGCCGAGGCCGGACUGGCUCCCGCGGGGACCCGCGCGGGGUCGGUUACAGCAGGAAGGCGCUGGAGCGCAACCCGGACGAGUUCUACUUCCAGAUGGUCCGGAGCAACCUGCAGGACGGAGUUCACGUGGUCAAGCAGCCUAAGGACGAGGUGACUCCUGAGCAGGCCAAAGUGAUGCGGACGCAGGACCUCAAGUACGUGGAGAUGAAGCGAGUGGCAGAAGCCAAGAAAAUCGAGAGGCUGAAGUCAGAGCUCCAUCUCCUGGACGCAGAGGGGAAGCAGCCCAACAAACAUGUGUUCUUCUUUGAUACCAAAAAAGAAG
This is a messenger RNA of Tinamus guttatus (white-throated tinamou), 364 nucleotides long. NCBI's taxonomy places the organism in Eukaryota, Metazoa, Chordata, Aves, Tinamiformes, Tinamidae. The record is from RefSeq and is a predicted model, not a curated record.